CAGAAAUUAAUCCCCAUAUAAAAGAUGAAAAAAUGUAACAAGCAAGCUCUAACUGAGCGGGGGCUAUAAGAAGGCGUGUGGUAUUCUCAGGCCGCAACCACCUAGAUCCCGACCACACAGACAAAAUGACAGCUCGCCAAGCAGCACUGCCGGUUUUGUUUGCCAUCCUCGGUCUCGCCCACGGCUACGACACCACUUUCUGUGCGGACAAAGCCACGGGGCUGUACGCUGACCCUAAGGACUGCACCAAGUACUACAACUGCUACAGCGGCGUCACCUACUCCAUCCCCUGCCCGCCCACGCUCAGGUUCAACCCGAUCUACUCCGUCUGCGACUGGCCCGCUAACGUCUUGUGUGAGGAGGUCGUCACUCCCGCUCCGGAAACUCCCGAACAGCAAUCGACACUGCGCACAACGCAAUCGCCAGCUGUCGGUACUUCCGGAUCCGGUUAUGUCUCGCCAACUUCCCCACAAGCUGCCAAGACGACUGCCAAAGACGUCGGCGUGGUCCGACCGUCGCCGAUCUUCUGCCGCGAGAGGGCGGACGGUCUGUACGCGGACCCAGCCGACUGUAAUGGGUUUUACCAGUGCCACCGCGGCUACACGUAUCGCCUGUCGUGUGGCAGCGGCCUCCAGUUCAACCAAGACCGCCAGUACUGCGACUGGGAGUAUAACGUCAAGUGCGUCUCUGUCAAAAACGCCGACCCCGUUAGAGGGCAAGGAACCACCACAUCGUCAAAUCUACCGCAGACAAAUCCCACGGCGUCAAACCUACCAACCACAUCAAGGGUACCUCAGUCCACACAGAGAAAUCCCAAUUCAUCCGAGCCGAGCACCGGACAAGGGUGUGGCCGAGUCGUCUGUUAUUUCCCCAACUGGGCUAGUUAUAGAUUUGGUGGCGCCAGUUUCAACGUCCGCGACAUUGACCCCUUUUUGUGCACCCACAUCAUCUACGCCUUCGCCACUCUGAGAGGAAACAGGUUAGUCGCCCUUGAGAGUCGAGACGAGCCGUACGGCGAUGACAUCGGAAAUUACGCAAGGGUCACGAACCUGAAGAACAUCAACCCGCGCCUGAAGGUUUUGCUAGCAGUGGGAGGCUGGUCCAUGGGAACAGCGGCUUUUACCCUAAUGGCGUCGACAGAACAGUCUAGACAGGAAUUCUUAAACUCGACGAUUGAGUUCUUAAGAAAGAGAAACUUUGAUGGUUUAGACUUCGACUGGGAGUACCCGGCGAUAGGGAGCAGCCCCCCACAAGACCGGGGACUCCAUGCCUUGUUAUGCCAACAGCUCCGCGCGGCGUUCGACGCCGAGGCAGUAGGUGAGAAAAGACUGUUGCUCACCGCAGCCGUGGCUGCCGGCAAAGGCAUCAUCGACGUGGCCUACGACGUGCCUCGUUUGUCCGCCGCGGUGGAUUUCUUCAACGUGAUGGCGUACGACCUCCACGGGGCCUGGGAUCGCAGGACGGGCCACCACAGCCCCUUGAGCCGCGGGUCGUGGGAGACAGGGGCGGAGGAGUACCUAAACGUCGAGUGGGUGGCCAACUACUGGGUCAGCCUAGGCGCACCCAAAUCUAAACUCGUCAUUGGCAUGCCGUUGUACGGGCGAUCGUUUACGCUCGAAAAAGAUACACCAUUCAUAGGAGUCGGCGCCCCGAUCUUGGGGGCCGGCCAACCCGGGCCGUACACCUCGGAGGCUGGAAUCCUGGCCUACUACGAGGUGUGUGUUUUGCGAGCGGGCGCUGAUCAAGUAUACAUAGAGAGCCAGAAUGUGCCGUACUUAGUGAAGAACGACCAGUGGGUGGGGUAUGAGGACCAGGUCAGCUUGAGGGCAAAGGUCACGUUUACAAAACAGAACGGCUUUGGGGGUGUCAUGGUGUGGGACAUGUCACACGACGACUUUAACGGAGAAUUCUGCGGUGAAGGGAACUAUCCUUUGGUCAAGGCCAUCAAUAAUGCAUGUGCAGUGUAAAGUUGAGCUGUCAAAAAUCAAACGGUACUUUUAUAAUGAUAGACACAAGCCACCAGGAACCAUUACUCUUAGCUGAUCUUAACUAAAAUAUUAUCUCCCUUCGUUUUGACCAAUAUUUUGGUUCAUAUCUUUAAAAUCAACACCCGUUUUUAGUUAUUAGAAAAUGAAUAAAACUACUUGACAAUUUUAAGAAUUAAAAUUAAAUUUAACGGAUAUUUGAAGCAUAAAAGAUUGAUAUAUAACAACAGUAAAAUUAAAAGCAAUUUAAAAGUACAAAGUUUUAUAACAUUGUUUCUGUACAUAGAUUUAGUAGGUUUAAAUAAAUGAAUGCUACAUUGUGUUUAAUGCCACCCCCCCCCCCCACUACCCGGUGAUAGAGUAUUUGAUUAUUUUAAUACAAGAAGGACUAGUGAAGUUUAUUUUUAUUUAUACAAAGAUUGUGUAGGGAAAGAACAACACAUUAAGUGUGGUUUACACCUAUAAGUUUGCUGAUAAAAUAAUCAGAAAAAUAUUUCUGUAUGUAAAUAAUUUGAUUGAUAGGAGUAG
This is a messenger RNA of Physella acuta, 2513 nucleotides long. Its product is annotated as chitotriosidase-1-like. Gene Ontology annotation, molecular function: chitinase activity; chitin binding. Gene Ontology annotation, biological process: chitin catabolic process; carbohydrate metabolic process. The record is from RefSeq and is a predicted model, not a curated record. Gene Ontology annotation, cellular component: extracellular region. NCBI's taxonomy places the organism in Eukaryota, Metazoa, Mollusca, Gastropoda, Physidae.